UUAGUUAAACUCCCUGUAGCAAAGACCAGAACUUGAAAACCACCAUUAUUUCAAGACAACCUAUGUUUCGGUCGAUGAACCGCCUCUUCCUUCCCUUACUCAUCAGCCUCGCAUUUCAUUCUGCUUACGCGGUGUCAAAUGCCGAUGAUGGCGUUACCGACCAAUACACUGUUUCUGUCGUCAGUGCAGUCCUGAACAACCCCAAACCCUUGAGGAUUCAUUGCCAAUCCGUGGACCAUGAUCUCGGAUAUCAGAUCCUCAAUACUGGAGAGGAUUUCCAUUGGUCCUUCAGGCUCAAUGUUUCUUACACCACUCGCUAUUACUGCUAUUUUUGGUGGGAUUCUAAAGACAAGCGCUUUGAUGUGUUCGAUUCUUACACAGUGGUUGAUAAAAGCCAAAAACAAAUACCUUUUACUAGUAAUUGGUCAGUGAGACCUGACGGCUUUUAUCUCAGCAAUGGGAAUGCAACUUGGGAAAAAGAAUAUGAUUGGGCUUGAUUAAGUUAGUAUUGAUUGAAUAACAGCCUGAGUCGAGCCAUGCUUUUGAUAUAUGAAUAAAAAGAAUUUGGAAAAUUUAUUUCUUUGGCU
Molecule: messenger RNA, 587 nt
Organism: Rhododendron vialii
Lineage: Eukaryota; Viridiplantae; Streptophyta; Magnoliopsida; Ericales; Ericaceae
Product: S-protein homolog 5-like
Exons: 1
Coding region: 63-497 (144 amino acids)
Source: RefSeq, a predicted model, not a curated record